UUGGUCCGGGCUCGCCACAAUUGUGUGUUUACGAUGAUUUAGAAAAAAAGCAAAUUGGCCUCAUUUAGCUAAUAAAACCGUAGAAAAUAGUGUGAAAUAAAAUAAGCCCAAAGUUUCAACACCGAACAAUGGCGAGUCAACAAGCGCUGCAGCAAUCGUUUCGCGUGGUGGUAGAAAACGUGCUGAAUCGCUGGACUGCACUGCGGCUCGCGGUGGAGCAUGGCAUGGGAGGCCCGCUAGGACUAAAUACUGCAAUAGAGCUAAUCGACUACGUAACAUCGUACUGCACUGAGAACAAGAAUGUUGACGCCAUCGAUCUGCGCGAGGUGUUGGAAGAGAUAAUGGAUCAGGAAUUUGAGACUAUUUGUGAAGACGAAUCCACUCAAGAGGUUAGCGCAGUGUUGAUAAAGUACUUGAGAAUGUUGAAGGAAGGCAAGGAGGAAGAAGUGAAGGCCGAACUACACACGAUGGUCCCGUGCGAAAUGUGGAUAGUGAGUGGAGCAAAGAUUAAGUAUCAGCCAAUAGACGACAGCGGUAGCGAAAGUGAGGAAGACACAAACGAUCCAGAGGACAUGGACGUGGAACCGGCAUCGGCCAUGGAUGUAGGUUCGGAGCAGGUGAACCCAAGUACAUGCGGUUCCAGCACAAAGUUUAUUGAGGAGGAGGCCAUCGAUCCUGGAUGGACGCAGGUUCGCGGUCGGCGGCGUCGAUAGUGUAGCGAAAGUUGAACAGCAACAAGGUUAUGUACAUACAUAUU
This is a messenger RNA of Anopheles merus, 757 nucleotides long. RefSeq lists its product as uncharacterized. Lineage: Eukaryota; Metazoa; Arthropoda; Insecta; Diptera; Culicidae. Gene Ontology annotation, cellular component: nucleus. The transcript is spliced from 3 exons. Gene Ontology annotation, biological process: maturation of SSU-rRNA from tricistronic rRNA transcript (SSU-rRNA, 5.8S rRNA, LSU-rRNA). The coding region runs from base 129 to 713 and encodes 194 amino acids. The record is from RefSeq and is a predicted model, not a curated record.